AUGUUUGCUGUGCUGCAUUCAACGGAUCUCUUGAUGGUUUAUUUAGAAAUUGUUGACAUCUUCGGACGACAAUUCUUGAUUGACUUCGUGAACUUGAACGGCAUGGUUUGGUAUGGUCGUGAUAUGUCGACUAACGUGAAAAGUGCCGUCACUUCGGGUGAGGAGUUGGAGUCAUCCGCCGUUGGCGCGAACUGUGCGAAAAUCGUGAAAUCAUUGGAAGAGCGUGAUGGUAGCUCAAUAAAUUCUUCGGAAGAAUGUGCUUCGUCUUCGGGAUCAGGGAAUCCUGACGAUAACUUUCCGAAAGUUACCUACAGUGAGAAAGAAAGCAUCGUCCGCUUUGAGUUGAAUGGCGCUGAAGAAGUCUUAGGCAUUGGUGAACCCAUUCCAAUCGUAGACGAAGCUAAUUUCGAAGAAUGGAUUCCAGAGGAAGAAGAAAAGCCAUUGCCCAUCUUGGUUCCAAAAACUCCACUUCCCAAGUCUCGAAAAUCUUCAAAGAAAACACCAAAAUCUGCAAGAGCCCGAAAUGCCGAACUCUGUGGCCCCAGUCACACCGUAAUUCCCCUUCAGGUCAAACCUUCCGCACCAAAAGUUGUCAUCAACGAGGUCAUCGACUAUCCCGAUGUCCCCGCUAUUGAACAACCAGUAUGUUAUUAUCGGUUCAUUGAGAAAACUCCAGAUGAGCUGGAUGAUGAGGUUGAGUAUGACAUCGACGAAGAAGAUGAACUGUGGUUGACUCGGAUUAAUCAUUCACGAAAGCGGAAAAAGAUUCCUCCGGUUUCCGUUGAAGAUUUCGAAUUGCUUAUGGAUAGACUGGAGAAAGAGAAUGUUAUGGUGUGCCAUACAUUCCCGAAGGGCAGUGGCUUUGUAGAAGAUGUCUGCAAUCACCCUCCAGAGCCGUGGAUUGCGCGUUAUGUCCGAACAAAGGCCGGUCUAUCGAUGAAAAUUGAUGCCGCGCGGGAUUCCAACGGCGCCAAACUGAGUGUGAAAAAAAGCGCCUUCUGUGAUGUUCAUGGCCCUUGUGACGGGGACAUAUCAAUGGCUGCGGACGCCCAACCAGAUUCUCCGCACAAAGAUCCUGAUCGGGAACAUUUCCGAGAAAGACUGCGGAAGGCGCGCAAAAUCCUCGCCGAGCGUCGCACAGUGACACCCUCCGUGUCGGUACCCACGUUACCCGCUGCAGAAGUGCGAGGUAUCGUGGAUUCCGUGUCAUUUCCAAAGCGAGACUGGUUCUUUAAGCGACUGCUGGCGUAUUGGUUGCUCAAGCGACGUGCACGAAACGGGGUGCCUCUCAUUCGCCGGCUCCAGUCUUCGCAACACACUCGCAGAACCACAAGUGUACCUGAACCCAUCAAACACGAACCCGAACCAGAACCGUCUCCGCCUCCUGUGGAAGUGAAAAAGCGGGGACGGAAGCGGAAGAUCACGGAAGAAGAGCCUGUGGCGAAGAAGAAGAAAGCUGCUAUCGAAUCGCCUAGCAAACUUGAAAUAAUCAAACCGAAGAUCGUUGUGAAAGACGAGGUGAGAGCAGAGUACAGUAUUUGCAAAAAGAUCCGCCAAGACCUGGAGAGAUCCCGAUUGUUGUGUGAACUGGUUCGAAAACGUGAGCGUCUGAAACGGGAUUAUGCGAGUACUUUGGAACGGGAGUUUGUGCUUCGUAUGACUCCCCUGAAGCCCGUGUUGCGGAACAUUCUGGACCAAUUGGGCGCUCUGGACAACGAGGACAUUUUUGCUGAGCCGGUGGAUACCACCAUCGUUGAUGAUUAUGCCGAUGUGAUCAAAUUCCCGAUGGACCUGUCAACCAUGCGCAAGAAAGUGGAUGCAGGAGAUUAUGCCUCUGUUGAUGCACUUAGGGACGACUUUCAGCUCAUGAUACGGAACUGCAUGACGUACAACGCCAAAGAUACGUUUUAUUAUAAGGAGGCUGUGAGACAGCGAGAUGCUGGGUCAAUUGUCAUUCGACAAGCCAAAAGGUUGUUACACGAAGCCGGUUACGAUGCGGUGUCAGGAACUCUGAUGAAUGAAGUUGCUGCAGACGAAUCAACGAAUGCUGCGAGGCUGUCGUAUGCGGAGACUUUGAUGAAACCAGAUUCUGGAAAGUCGCUCGAGUCGCGGAUCGAAGAGCUGCUUGAUGCAGAGGCAAUUUUGCUCCUUGCCGACCGAUCGACGUCGAGAGCAAAUAAAUUGAAGCAUGUGAAAGUGGAACUGCGACGCCUUCGCAUUCUCGCCACGCGAGAACGGAAUUCUCUAUCCCCGAAAAAGUUGCCCAAAGAUAGUGCCAAAGCAAAGAAAAUUGAUUCAUCGUCCCCGGUCAAUUCGGAUGGAGAAGACUUGAUUGAUGAAACCGAAUCAGCGGGCGAAACCCCGUCCGAGCAAUUAUCCAAUGGGGUGAACAAUUCAGCGUGUCGCUCGAGGAGUCGUAAGCAAAAGCAGACUGGCUUCGAAAAUGACAAUGUGGAGGAGAAUGGUGGGAAAUCCGGCCCGGAUGCCGACUACGUUUCGAAACGAUUGGCCUCAGCAGCCAUCAACUUGUUCGCCAAUGAAGUGAAGGAUCCCGGGGAGAAAUCGGUGAAUGAUGAUGCGGCCGAUUUCAAACCCAGGUUGCGCAAAACGGCGGGUCGAGCUGAGAAGAAAUUAUCUCCCAGGCAGCGGAAGUUGUGGGAUUGGCUUAAACCUAAGCCGCCGAUUGCUCCUGUGAAAGAACUGGAAUCCAUCGCCAAAAAGGAGUUAUUCGCGGAAGUGUUGAGCGAAAUCGGUCCACGAAUGAAUCCCACGGUCGUCGUGGACAAGCUCUCACUCGACGUAUCCGACCCGAACUUCUGCUCGUACCGCACGGAAAACUUCGGCGAAGGCGGCAGUGGCGGCUCUGACAACGAAGAAUCUGCGUCCCCUGCGUCCACGUCUCUCAGUGGCUGGUCAGAAGCCGAAGAAGAUGACGGCGAAGAAGAAGAAGACGGCGAUGAUGAAGAGUCCUUGCUGAGCGAUGCAGUGGACGCCCAUUCUGACCAAAACAGCGUCGAGGGUGACUUGAGCUCGCGAAGUUCGUCUCGGGAACGAAAGUGCUCCGACUUGGUGUGGGCCAAACAAGGACGUCAAAGUUGGUUCCCUGCCGAGAUUACGGAUAAAAGCCGUGAAGGGAACGGGCCGCCGAAGCCGCCGUCGUCGUCGGGAAAUGCAGCAGCAGCAGCAGCGGAAAUGAAGCUCGUGCGGCUUUUCGACAAGCGACGGACGUUGCGAUGGUAUUCGAGUGACAAACUCGUGCCGCUGGGCAUCGAUAUCCAGGGCGACAAGGAGAAGAUCACGCAGAAUGGCGAGCGGAAGAAUGGCGGACGAAUCGGGCGGGAUUUGGUGCAGAGUGCGUAUGAAAGGGCUGUUUUGUACUAUUCUUCAAAUGCGCAGACUUCGUUGGAGGAUUCGAAUGGGAUUUAACGACAGGGUCUCCUUUUUUUUUAGGUCAGCCCCUCUUGUGUAUUCCAUUAUUUAUUCAUUUCGAUGGGGUGGGGAGGGUGGCCGCAUUCGUUCGCCGAAGUGAAAACAAAAAGAGAGAGAAUUUUAUUUUUAGGUAAAGUUGUUUUCAUUACAUUUUGUGUUGUUUGAUUCUGCUUCAGAUCAUCGAGAAGUUCUUUUAUCUUGCUCUGGGACUGGUACUCAUUCAAUUCGAUUGCGUCCACGUAUUUUCUUUCUAUGUAUGAAGAUGAAAAAGUGAGUUGAGAUUUUGAUGGUACAGUCGAACUUCGAUAAGCCGCCACCAUUUGUUUGUAGCCGUUUUCUCGAUGUUGAUGGUUUAUCAACAAAAAAAAAACUAAAAUAACACGAAAAUCAGAUAUAAUGGGGCAAUAAUUUGUUCGCAUUCGUUCGCCAAAGUGAAAACAAAAAGCGAGAGAAUUUUUAUUUUUAGGUAAAACAGUUUUAAUACAUUUUUCGUUGUUGUUGGACUCUGGUUUAGAUCAUUCCAAACCCGAAAGUUCUUCAUUUCUUGCGCUGGUACUGGUACUCAUUUAAUUCGAUUGCGUCCGAAUGGAAUUUAUUUUUGUUUUGUUCAAUGACUGAAGUUGACAAACUGCGUCAAGAUUUUAAUGGUACUAUCAAACCUCGAUAAGCUGCCACCAUUUGUUUGUGGCGGUUUAACGGGGUUGACGGUUUAUCUAAAACUAAAAUGACAUGGAAAUAUAAUAGAUAAUACAAUAAUUGUGGCUCUUCGAGAAAACUUAUCAAAAUAAGUCUCGGAUGCAUAAAUUAUAUCGAGCUAAUGUUCAUCUUUGCGGUUUUUUUUUCUUCUAUUGGAUACCUCGCACAGAAACUUUUUUAAAUCUUGUUGGCGGGCUAUUGAAGGCAAACAAUUUUGGCCGGAUCAUUUUUGAGUUGUCAAUAAUUUGGCGGAUGGCGUUUCAACAGUGAUACCAAUGCUAUUACCACUAGGGGACAUAAAAAAAAAUUGGCGGUGGCCGAGGGUUGCGUCUUAUUGAAGUUUUACUGUACUGUAUUUGGACCAUACUUCUCUUGGAUUAAGUUUCUUCGCCAUUGCUAAAGUGGUAUGUUUUGAUCGAUGCGUUUAGGUUCUUUUCGGUUGGAGUAUUGAUUCAGGUGAAACCGAUGUGACAUUCCAGAAAGUGUAGGGUUUGUCGUUGGAGUGAAAAACAACCUUCUUUCAGGUCGCCGGUAAUUAUCAAAUCAUUUUUCUUAUUAAAAUGAAAAGUGGGUAAAUUCGAAUUGAAUUCUGAAUUUUAAAAGUCUAUCUAUCUAAAAUUUACGGUGUUUUACUAGUGACCAAGAAAGUUUCCUGUGCAGUUGGAAGUCGGCCGAUCUCACUUUUCGUUGAUGCGGAAAAUUUGUUUUUUUUUCACUGCCGUUAGAUAUCGAAACGAAUUCUAAAUGUGCUCAUUGCUGGAUGUUUGAGACAUUUUUUGAAAGAGAAGACCCCGUGAAUGAAGUUCAAACGAAAAAGGUUUUUUUUUUAGUACAUGGUGACGAGGAGCGAUUCACUGCCGGGAAAUAGCUAUUUUUUAUUUAUGCACGAAGCGGGGAAGAACAUUCGCAGUCGCAUGCAUGUAACUCUGAAUCAUGCUCGUGGGAAUUUUGUUCUUUUGCAAAGCGAUCGAACUAUUUGUUGAGAGGUGGAAUUUUCAAUCAAUCAUCGUGGCCAGGCGGGCCUGAUGUUUUCAAGCGCGAAGAUGAUCUCCAUUGUGUGUGUUUUUUUAUAUGUGCUGCGCGUUUCGCCUCUUGUUGAUUCGGCAUUCCGACUGGGCUUCGCGAGUUUCGAUGUUUUUCUUCGUACUUGUUCCAAACCCAGGAAUAAAAAUGCCUGCUAAAAAUGUGUGUAUCUGUCUGUUAUCAAUGAGUUAAACUCUUGGUUGACGUUUGACCAAUUAACGCCGCUGUGAUCCAUGCAAUGAAUUCAGUAAAAUCUGGUUACAACAAAUGUGGUGUAACAAACUUUUUAUCAAGUCCUGGCAGAAAUUUAGUCAAGUCCAUGUUGAAACAGUCUUGUUAUAACAAACUUCCAGCCCAGUGUAAAAAAUUCUUUUGAGGAAUAAUCAGUAAUAGAUUCUCCAGGUAGAAAUUUCCUGACAAGGCAGACAAAGUCUGAAUUUCUGAUCCCAAAUGUGACAGAUUGGUUUGUGUAGCAGGGAUGGAAGCUGUAAUCAAUGACAAACAUGCUUCCAAGGGAUUCCACACAACAGCCUCCCAGAAUGAAGAGAUGGGUACAUUGUAUGGGAUGCAUGAUUGCAGCUAACUUUUUUCAAAUCCCCCAA
Notodromas monacha is the source of this 5750-nucleotide messenger RNA. Lineage: Eukaryota; Metazoa; Arthropoda; Ostracoda; Podocopida; Cyprididae. The record is from the annotation of a GenBank genome assembly.